Messenger RNA from Carica papaya (papaya), 1070 nucleotides. RefSeq names its product ribonuclease H2 subunit C-like protein. NCBI's taxonomy places the organism in Eukaryota, Viridiplantae, Streptophyta, Magnoliopsida, Brassicales, Caricaceae. Gene Ontology annotation, cellular component: ribonuclease H2 complex. Gene Ontology annotation, biological process: RNA catabolic process. The record is from RefSeq and is a predicted model, not a curated record.
AAAAAGAAAAGAGGAGUUAGAAAGCGCGGGAAACAAAGUUCGUCAGUGUGGCACUAGUGAAACAAGCAGAAAAAGUGCGGGUUUGACGAUUUGAGACUCUAGCCCGAGACGGAUGGUUAGGGUUAGAGUUAGAGCUAGGGUUAAUGUUAGGGUUUAGAGUUAGUCUGAAGAGUGAAGCAAUCAAAAGGGGAAACGAUGGAGGGAGAGGGACGUUCAAUAAAAUUAAGCCGAGACGAUAAUUUAUCAGUGGUGAACCUCAGUGGUCACGUCCACCAGCUCCCUUGCUGCGUCAAGUACGAUGGUUCUUGUGCCGUUUCUGAUUACUUCAAACCCAAAUCUGCCGGCAUUGGGGUUGAUGGGUUAAAAGUGGAAGAAGUCCAUUUCAGAGGAAGGAAGCUGCAAGGAGCAACAAUCCUUCUACCAGCUGGCUAUUCUGGCUUUGUCCUUGGAAAGAGGAGUCACGAAAAGCAAAAAACUUCUGACAUGAGUGAAAGGGACUUGUAUUGGGAGAUGAAAGCUAAAUUUGAUAAAUUGACAUAUUGGAAUCAUGACAGCCUUCCUUCACAAGAUGAUGCUUUUGCCCGAUCAUUUCACUGGUUUCCUUUAGCAGAAGCUUUGCAUAAGCCGGCCACGACUGAAGACUUGGUUAAGGCAUCUACUGAACUGAAGAACAAGUCACAAACUGAUCAAGUGCGGUGAGCAACUUAUCACCGUUGAAUAUUUUAGUGUAAGCUGUUGUCAUGCAUGUCCCUCCAGUUGGAGCAGGGAGUUAGAAGAUGCAGCAACAAAUGUGAUAGGGGGUCGUCCUGGUUCUCCUCUAUUUGAGAAAAUACGUUGUUCUUCCUCAUAUUAAAAAUUAGAAAUAAUGCCACCACCAGUCUUUUAAGUUAAACAACUUAACCUAUUAUUAUAAAAUUUUCAGAAUACUUUUUACAAAUAUUUUAAAAAUAUCAAUUUUAUUCUCCAUUUUACAUUGCACUUGUAUUAUUUUGUAUGACUCAUUGUAUAAAUAUUUAGAAGAUUCACAAGUUUUAGUUGACUUUACAUGAAUUUAGUCAGCAUAUAUCUUU